Molecule: messenger RNA, 516 nt
Organism: Trichomonas vaginalis G3
Lineage: Eukaryota; Parabasalia; Trichomonadida; Trichomonadidae
Product: immunoglobulins domain-containing protein
Exons: 1
Coding region: 1-516 (171 amino acids)
Source: RefSeq, a predicted model, not a curated record
AUGAUUCCAUUGAUAGUAUUAUUGCUGUCAUCUCUGACAAGAAGUAACCAAUUAACCGAAAAUGAUCAAUUACCUACCAUUCUCAAUGUUUCACCAUCCAUUGUCGAUGGUGAAUCAGGAGAUGUCAUAAAUAUUUCAACAAAUUACAUUUCUUUCGAGAACCCGCUAUGCAAGUUUGGCGACAAAAUACAAAAUGCUACGAUAUUACAAAAUGGACAGCUUAGCUGUCCAACUCCCGAAAUUUUUUAUAACGAAAUUUUACUUUCUUUUUCACCUGAUGGACAAACAUGGUCACAGACAUAUCCAUUAUCAGUUAAUCCAGCUCCAAAUACAACAAAUGUUUACACAUUUUAUAUCUUUAUGCUAGCAAUUUUCAUUAUUUUUAUAUUCAAUCAAUUUAAUAAAGUAAAGCCAUCAGGAAUCAAUUCAAUUACAUAUGAUUCGCAAGAAUCUUCAGAUGUUGCUGUAAAAAAGAAAAAAGAAUCGCGAUCAAUUAAUAGAACUAAGUUUACUUAA